GAGUGCUCAGCUUGGCACGCACAUAAACACACAUACAAAUACACAUACAAAAUCACAGAUAAGUACACAAUUACAGACAUAUGCUCACACGCUGAGCCUGAAAUCACUUUGGAAAAUCACCUAAAAGGGACUGUAGAGGGAAUAAAGAAAGGGGCCCAGACUGUGCUGGACACAGAAUCCUGAGGGCCUAAAGUGAGGACAGCUGGUUUGUUAGACUCAGAUCCACUGACCAUACAGCGCUUCAGUCAUCGCCAGCGGGUGAAGAACUCAUUCAGAGAUUUACCCACCCGCUGGAUUUCUUCUGCUAUCUGUGUGGAUUUUGACAACAGGUGGGGCAGUGCUGAUAUUGUCCACCCAACAUCAUGGACCAAGAGGAUGACAAAAACUCUGUGGAUAUCCAUGACAACCCUCCAGUUCCUGACAACGUAGUGAGGGAGGAUGGAGACACUGUCUAUUUCAUAUAUGAAGAGGAGGUGGAGGUGGAAGAGAAGGAACCAGAACCAGAAGAGCCCAUUGUCCGUGUCAACGACAAACCCCACAAGUUCAAGGACCACUACUGCAAGAAACCCAAGUUCUGUGACGUCUGCGCUCGCAUGAUAGUCUUGAACAACAAGUUUGCUCUGAGGUGUAAAAACUGCAAGACCAACAUCCACCAUUCAUGUCAGUCCUAUGUUGAGUUCCAGAGAUGCUUUGGCAAAAUUCCGCCUGGCUUCAGAAGGGCCUACAGCUCCCCCUUAUAUGGCAGUGACCAACCAGAUCCAAACAACCCAAACCUUCACGACCCAGUCUUUGACACCCUGCGGGUUGGAGUCAUCAUGGCAAAUAAGGAGCGCAAAAAGAAUGAAAAUGACAAGAAAAAUAUGAUGGUGAUGAUGGAGGAAGAGGAAGAGGAGAACCAUCAGCCCAAAGAGAAUGAAGAGGGAGGAGAAGGGAAGCCUGAUGAUAAGAAGGAGAAAGGAGGAGACAAAGCAGAUGACAAGAGUAAAGGCACAUUCUCACAGUCCCACUAUUACCUGGCUCUCUACCGCUUCAAGGCCAUAGAGAAAGACGACCUUGACUUCCACCCUGGUGAUCGGAUCACAGUGCUGGAUGACUCCAAUGAAGAGUGGUGGAGGGGAAAGAUGGGGGAGAAGACGGGCUAUUUCCCCACCAACUACCUCAUAAAAGUGCGUGCAUCAGAAAGAGUUUUCAAGGUGACUCGCUCUUUUGUAGGGAACAGAGAGAUGGGACAAAUCACACUGAAGAAAGAUCAGAUUGUGGUGAAGAAAGGAGAUGAAAAAGGCGGCUACUUGAAGGUCAGCACUGGACGCAAGCUGGGCUACUUCCCCGCUGACCUGCUGGAGGAGAUCACUGUGACAUAAAAACCAUGAUACACAGUGAAAGGGCCAGAAAAACACUUUAAAUAUCAGCACAAAUAUCAGAGAUGUCACUGUUUGAGAGAUCCUCUUUCAACAAUUUUCUAUAUAUGUUACCCUCAAAAGUAUCUAGAUUUGCUCUUAUGGUGUCCGUCACAGCAGAGGUGGAUUUGCUGUAUUUGUGCCUUUGAUACAAAGUGGAGCAUUAGAAAAGAGAUGAUUUCAUAGCUUGAAAACCUUUUCAUUAAUACGUACAUUUGUAAGUUGGUAAGAGACAAUCAGGAGAUGUAUUGGCUUUGUUGUGACUAGCAUAGUAAUACAAAUGGUCAGUUACUACUUGCUGAUAAUAGCUAGGACUGAGAAGAGGUAGAGAGAACCUGGAGAGUCUUGUAAAAGGUUGUGAAGCAGUUUAUGAAUGGAUAUGAAGGUGACAAUUUACAGAGGCUUACUGCAAGAUUUGAGAAAUGCAUCAGUAAAUGUCUGCAUUAGUUUGGCAAUACAUCAUUUAAAAGAAGUGGACAAUGAGAGCUUCUGUUAUAUCUUGAAGCAAUAAAGUUUGACCAAAAAGAAAACUCUGAUAAAUAAGAUAUCAAAUUGGAAACUAAUGAGUGUAUGAAAAAAUGUAAGUAUAGUAUAAUGUGUUGUCUAAUAAAAUAUUUAACGGCG
Messenger RNA from Thunnus maccoyii (southern bluefin tuna), 2021 nucleotides. Its product is annotated as SH3 and cysteine-rich domain-containing protein 3-like. Gene Ontology annotation, cellular component: extrinsic component of cytoplasmic side of plasma membrane. Gene Ontology annotation, molecular function: protein binding. The transcript has 13 exons. Lineage: Eukaryota; Metazoa; Chordata; Actinopteri; Scombriformes; Scombridae. Bases 363 to 1361 code for a protein of 332 amino acids. The record is from RefSeq and is a predicted model, not a curated record. Gene Ontology annotation, biological process: skeletal muscle contraction; positive regulation of voltage-gated calcium channel activity; positive regulation of protein localization to plasma membrane.